Molecule: messenger RNA, 1861 nt
Organism: Babjeviella inositovora NRRL Y-12698
Lineage: Eukaryota; Fungi; Ascomycota; Pichiomycetes; Serinales
Gene: BFR1
Product: Bfr1p
Exons: 2
Coding region: 467-1861 (464 amino acids)
Biological process (GO): intracellular mRNA localization
Cellular component (GO): nuclear outer membrane-endoplasmic reticulum membrane network; endoplasmic reticulum; ribonucleoprotein complex
Molecular function (GO): mRNA binding
Source: RefSeq, a predicted model, not a curated record
AUCACGCACAUAUAUGAAAAUGCCUGAAAAAUCUGAUAAUAUGGAAUGGUGGCUCGCCUCAGGUCCGAGCUGCAUAUGUGGCGCCUUUUUUUCUAGAGCUUUCGACGAAGCCUUCGAUCCAGAAACAUGCAAGAUUGCAAGCCAUAUCAUCCCUGGUAUUCCCUUUUACCAUGAACUAGACUGGUUAUUAAAUUCAAGAUAUCUAUCCGGCGAUUUUAUCUUCUUUGGGCUUGUUAAUACUGACUACUGAUAAUAAAACAGUUUCAUCCCGUGGUACAAUCCAUGGUCAAGCUGUGCUCUUACGUGCAGGCUGCGUUCUGAAAUUUGGCCGGGUAAUGUGCCUAUCGUCGGAUCUCGAAUCUCGAUUUACUGUCAGUUGCCAGGUGUUGACACCUAUUUGUGAAUUUUUCACCACCACCCGUAGCUCUCCCCACGACUAGCAAUCCCAAUUAACUAUAUAUACAAAAUGGAAUACCCAGCACCAGCCCCUCGCGCGCCAGCCAGACGCUUCAUCAAGAAGCCAGACCUUAAGGUCAGAGACGAGAAGCUCGCAGCGUUGAACGAGCAAUUGAAGGCGCAGGAUACGGCGGUCAAGGAGUUGGAAGCGCAGAUGAAGAAGAUCGGCGCCGCGCCGGCGGUGCACGACCAGAAGAACGCAUUGAUCGCGCAGUUGAAGGAGUUGAGAACCAAGCAGCAGUCCGUCAAGGAGUCCCGUAACGCCAUCAACGAUCAGAUCAAAUCUGUGGAUGGCGCCCUCAAGGCGAAGCUCAAGACUAUCACCGCUCAGACCUCUAAGAGCAACUACAAGUCUGUCGAGGAUAUCGAAAAGAGAAUCGCGGCGAUCGACGAGGAGAUCGGCAGAGGCUCCCUUUCUUUGGUGCAAGAGAAGAUGAACGUCAAGGAAAUGACGUCAUUGAGAAAGAUGAAGCGCGACUUUGCGGGAAUUGCGGAGCAGCAGAACGCGAUUGACGCAGACAAGGCUAAAAUCGCGGAAUUGAAGGCGCAGUUGGCCGAAUUCCAGGCCCGUGAGAUCAAUGCCAAGUACGACGCCUUGCAGAAGGAGUUGGAUGAAUGUAAGGUCGUCACCUCCUCCGCCUCUGACAAGAGACAGGCGUUGUACGAGAAGAAACAAGCUUUGUACAAGGCCAAGGAUGCGAUCUACAACGAGAUUCGUGCCGUCAGAAAGGAAUUUGACGAGGAGUUCCAAAAGUUCAAGACGUUGUUUGCCGAGGAAAAGAAGCGCAGAGACGAGGAGUCCAAGUUGCAGAGAUUGGAGGAAGCCUUUGCUGAGAAGAAGGAGAACGCUGAGGCUGCUGUCGCUGCUGCCUCUGUCCCAGCUUUUGCCGCUGAAAUCGACAGCAUCCACUCCUUGUUGACGUUCUUCGACCCAACCUACGUCAAGCCGGUUGAGGCGUUUUUGCCUGUCUCCACCUUCACCCAGACCACCAAUGUGAGAACCGUUGAGGCCCCAGUGGAUGUCCAGGUCAUAAAGAAGGAGGAAAUUGUGUUCUUUGCCGGUAAUGGCGGCAAGAAGAACAAGAAGAAGGCGGUCAAGUCAACCUCCUUCCAAUUGGGCCCAGACAUCAUCACCAAGUUGAGCGAGUUUUCCAUCUCGUUGCCAACCAGCAAGGAGCAGGUUCCGGAGACCUUGGAGGCGUUGGCCAAGAAGUUGGUGGCUUACCAGGCGAAACAGGAGGAGGCAACCGUCGCUAACCUUGAGAAGGCCAAGGCUCACCUUGAGAAGGUUGAGGCCGAGUACAAGGUGGAAGAGGAGAAGAUCAAGGCUGAGAUCAAGGCGAAGGCCGAGGCGAAGGCCGAAGCUUCUUCCGAAGGCGAAUCCCAGGCUGAAGUCGAAGCCUAA